Messenger RNA from Scaptodrosophila lebanonensis, 799 nucleotides. RefSeq lists its product as uncharacterized. The coding region runs from base 58 to 717 and encodes 219 amino acids. The record is from RefSeq and is a predicted model, not a curated record. The transcript has a single exon. Lineage: Eukaryota; Metazoa; Arthropoda; Insecta; Diptera; Drosophilidae.
AAAAUUUACUCUCGCUGGUUGUUCGUCUUCCUAUUCUAGUGCCUGGUCCUGGUCACUAUGGCGCACCGCAUACAAGUGCGAUGUGACGACUAUGACGUCAUUGGUGCGGUACCACGUGACCUAUCCAUAAUAAAAAACUUUCUAAAGCGGGAUUGCGCCGUAAAGCGCCUAAUCGACAUGGAAGAAGAUUUUCUGCAGCAGUGCGUGGAGCGUGGCGAGGAUCCCAUGAAGCCCCAGCAGAAGAAAGAUGGGAAACGUGGCAGUGCCGCAGACACUGUCAAGGAUGGGGUGGCAAAGCAACCAGUUGAUCCAUGCGCCAGCACCAGUCCAGCCGGCACAAAUGCACAAAGUAUGUGUGAUCCUUGUAGACGCCUCAAGACAUCAGUAUUAGUGGAGGAGCUCACCAAGCCUGCCACCACCAACCCGGUCUACAACCAGGGACCGCCGCCCUAUUUUGACGAGGAAACCGUGUUGGGCAACACGUUACCCAUUAAGUUUCGUUUUCGCCGAAAGGCCAACAAAUGCGACUUUGAGAAGACUUCAAACCUAAUGUGUACAUCUACGGAAAAUACAAACGUCGUCGUCUUGACGAACUGUUCUGACAUUAUGGUUUGGCCUAGCCAACGAGUGGCUCAGAUGAAUCGGGUCCCUGUGACUAUGAUAUCGGGACCAGGCGAUCUAACCGAAUAUAUGCUGGAGGAGGAAACCAUAAUGUAGACGCAUGGGUCGCAUUUUUAUAUUAUUGGAAGGUAGAACAAGAAUAAAGAGUUUACAAAUAAAUGGGUAGACCACAGUAAAA